Messenger RNA from Cokeromyces recurvatus, 1536 nucleotides. Its product is annotated as ATP-NAD kinase-like domain-containing protein. The record is from RefSeq and is a predicted model, not a curated record. Gene Ontology annotation, cellular component: membrane; cytoplasm; intracellular membrane-bounded organelle. The transcript has 2 exons. Gene Ontology annotation, biological process: sphingosine biosynthetic process. The coding region runs from base 17 to 1456 and encodes 479 amino acids. NCBI's taxonomy places the organism in Eukaryota, Fungi, Mucoromycota, Mucoromycetes, Mucorales, Mucoraceae.
UUUUUUUUUUCUAAAUAUGAUAAAUUCAGUAUUAGUCUAUAAUAAAGAUAAUAAUUUAACAAAAUUAAUAUUAGAUAAAGACCAAUUAAGAAUAGAGACUGUUGAUAAUAAUAGAGAGCAAAUAGUACUAGUAGUUCAAUUUGAAUUUAUCUAUGGUAUUGAUUUUGAUGAGGAGACGUUAAUAAUUCAUUAUGUUUCGUCAGGAAAUAUGAAAAGUGAACCGAUUAGAAAUGAUAAUAAUCAACAACCAAAUGAUAUCCGGCAAUGGGAAUUGAAUACCUUACAAUAUAAUUGUACAAAAGUGAAAGACAACAACAACGACGCAUUAUUAUCCAGUUUUAUAACAUCACUUCGUGAAAGGGCUUUGCCUCAUUAUCGAACCUACUCAAAGACUAAAGUUUUCGUCAUCUUAAAUCCUACAUCUGGUUCACAAAGAGCAGAAACAGAUUUUAUCAAGAGAAUAAAACCUAUGCUACUCCAUGCCGGUUUCUUGGAUACCAAUAUAACAAAGAUCAAUACGAAACGUAAUGGUGAAACACGAGCCUUAGCCAAAGACUUGGGAAAACAACAAAUCAAGCUAGAGUCAACUAUUAUAAUUAGUAUGGGCGGUGAUGGUACUUUACAUGAGGUUGUAAAUGGUCUGGUUGAUGCAAUUACUAUUCCAAAGGAAGGACAACAACAACAACAACGCCAACAGAUCAGACUUGGUGUGAUUCCAGCUGGCUCAGGAAAUGCAUUUGCUCUGGGUAUGGGCAUUCAAAGUAUAGAACAAGCAACUCUAAAGAUUAUUAAACAAGAAAAGGAAUCCCCAUUUUAUAUGAUAGAGGCCAAGAUGGGAUUUGCUAAAGAUUGGCCAGAAAACUGUGUAUACGACAAUACAGAUUCGAUUCGUUUGUUGGUUGUCAUGAGCUGGGGAUUUCAUGCCCAAGUCGUGUCUAAGUCCCGUUAUUUACGCUACUUUAUGGGUAACGCUCGAUUCUCUUGGGUUGCUAUGUAUCUGUUAACAUUCUUAAAACAAUACCAAGGUGAUUUACUGCUAAAAAAUGCAAAGAAAUAUAAUCGAGAGACACAUCAGUUUGAUGGACCCAAAACAACAUGUAUGUUGGACGAUAAACAAUUCACCUACUUUGUUGUGAGCAAGCAAGAUUCAUUAGAAAAAGGAUUUCGAGUUGCACCUUUUGCCUCCCCACUGACUGAAGAAAUGGACAUCAUCAUGUUACGAAAUGAAACUCGGGAUAAAUUAACAAAAGUCAGUUUAGCAGCAUUUCAAAAUGGCCAACAUAUAGAUAUAGAAGGAGUUGAAUAUUUCAAGGCAUCUGAAUUAUUACUACGUGUGAAGGAUAAAGCUGAAUUAUGUUUAGAUGGUGAAAUACAUGAAUUACAAGCAAAUGGUAUAAUUCAUUUACAAGCUGUUAGCUCUUCUACUGAACAAGCACAGUUUACGGUUUUUAUUUAAAUAUAAAUUAUUAUCAUGUUCAUCUGUAGAUCUCUUAAAGAAAACAUUCCAAAAGGAUUUACAUGCUCUAACGAGUGUAU